CCCACAGUAUCGUUACCCGCACACCCCAGCAAUAGCAAGCAAAAGCACCACCACCACCAUCUGCACAUCCCCGCGCGAAUCCGCAGCCUAUUCUCCAACGUCAGCUGCGGUAGCGUCAGCGGUGGCGGCAGCGGCGGCGGUAGUAGCCCGAAAAAACGCCGCUGCCUCUCGCACCCGACGGAAAAGCUCCCGCUGCGCAGGAACACCUCUGACGAAUCCUUUGGCUGCCGGGACGCGCUCGGGUUCCAGCGGCGCAUUGAGAUCACGGGGCGCGCGGGGCCGCGGCGUGGAGGUGAUGGUGAGGGCGACGGCGAAGGUGGAGGUGAAGGUGAAGGUGGAGGUGGAGGUAUGGUCGUAGGGAAGACGUGUUCCGCCUGCCAUGGCACCACGAAGGAUGUGCGGAAGCGCGAUGGGCGGUAUUAUUGUCAGGGCUGCAGGCCGAAACUUCUCAAGAUCGUGCGCGAUGCUCAGGGCGACGCCGUGUGCCGCCUCUGCGAGAAGGGUCCGGGACUCGGUAGGAAGCUGAAGUCUGGGCUGUGUAGGACUUGUCGGCAUUUGUUAUCGCCUACGAGGUCGAUUUCGACCCCGCGGGAACAGGAAUUUCGGGGUGCUCACGAUAGAAGGUGCUAUGUCUGCUUAGAACAGCCGAGAUUGAAUGAUAGCAGGGGACUUUGCUUGAACUGCCGGCCGAAGUGGGCAGACACGGAGUACAACCGGCCACCGGUAACCGGCAGCGACGCACGUAACCCCGGCAAGACAAGCAAGACACACAAGACCAGCAGGCCGUCUCCUGAAUUUUUUGAGUACAGCUCGUGGAGCGAUGAUGAUGACGACGGGGAGGAAGAGGAGGAGGAUAAUUACAGUCACCACAACAGAGACGCGAGGCUCUUGGGCAAAUGGUAUCGUGACCUCCUGCUGGAUAGGGACAAGGACUUUUGGGCCGAAGGGGUAGCGGCUGACGCGGAUGCUGGAGAACCGCUCAUUGCCGAGGUAGAGUGGAUUUGAGUCCACCAGUAGAUAGAUAUCCGCCCUGUCAUACAUGCCUACUAGUAGAGCUAGUAGAUAUCGUAGAGUACAUAAGUAGUACACGAGUAAUCCUCCAUGACCCUGUUUUGGUUUUCGCUUUUUCCGAUCUUGCAUUUUCCUCAUGUACUCCACCGUAACGGACGUUUCCACUCAUCCCUCCGCCGGCGAGGCCGCGCUGGAUGGAUGUCUGGUUCCUCGCUUCGGCUACAUGGAACCAUGACGGAACAGCCGACGUACGGUAUAGUAGAGUAGGGUAGUCCACGAGGCGUGCUUGAAGCUAGC
Molecule: messenger RNA, 1308 nt
Organism: Tricharina praecox
Lineage: Eukaryota; Fungi; Ascomycota; Pezizomycetes; Pezizales; Pyronemataceae
Exons: 4
Coding region: 349-1005 (218 amino acids)
Source: RefSeq, a predicted model, not a curated record